UAUUAUCGCAAACCACAGAAAUACCGUAAUGAUGAACAUCCAAACAACAACAACAAUAAUAACAAUAACAACAACAGCAGCAGCAGCAACAUCAAAACCAAUUCAGCUAACAUUACAACAACAGCAACAAAUCAAUUCCAAAAUAAUGACAACUAUUUAGCGAGCAAUCGAUGUAGCAGCCAAGCAUCCAAUUCCCUAGAUCUAGUACCGGUAGAGCUGCAGCAUUACAACAACAACUACUACUAUUAUUACAACUACAAUUUGAGCUAUGCACCGCCGCCGGCAGCACCACACGAGUGCCUACUCGGGGGGCCCAAGGGGCGCCUCCAGCAACUGAAGCGUCGCACACGCCACGAGCUACAACAGUGGCCGCUGCUCAUGCAGCUGGUGGUGCUCGUCCUGUGGCUGCAUGGCAAAUUCUGGCAGAUCGUGAACGAGCAGAUCCUGAUGCACCGCAGGCGCUGGCAUUAAGUGGCGAACAGCAGCAGAUGCAGAAGUUGGGGCAACUUGUUUGGUAUGCCGUGAGAUCUAUGCUUAAGUUCAUAAUUAUUCUACUCUUUCCAAGUCAAUCUUAAUAAAUAUAAUCACAAUAUGCAGCAUACUCUAAAUGCUACCCCCAAAGACAACAGAUUUCUAGACAAAUCAACAACAACAACAACAAUAGCUCGCAGUACAAGUACAGCAACAACAACAACAACAACAACAUUAAUGGGUACUCGUUCUUGUACUCGUUUCAUUGUACAUCGUACGCUCUCAUCGCUGUCGCUGUCGCUGUCGUCUCGUUUCUAUCUCUCUCUCCCUCUCUCUUUGUUGAACUAUCGCACCACACUCGCUAUCGCUCGUUCUCGUCGUUAAUCUACUCGUAGCUCGCUCGCUCGUUCAUCUCUACGUUUCUUUCUAGCUAUCGUCUGUAGUCGUUAUAGAUCUUUCAGUUGAAGCAUGCAAUACAUUUGUAGUUCCUUUGCUUUAAUGUUUUCUUAGAUUUCCUUUAUUCAUAUAUUAUUUAUUACAUCAUCAUCAUCAUAUCAUCAACGAAUCCCAGCCCACACGAUCCACACAUUGGGCGACAGCGCUAACUAUCAUAUCCAAUGCUAGAAAUGUCUAAAUUGCCUAUAUGUUAAGCCUCGAUAAAUGUAACCCACCCAUCAAACUAUCUAGUCAAGAAAACGUAAACCAAACUGUUUGCAACAAUUUUUGGUAACCCUAGAUGCAUAUUUUAACCGUUUUAUUUAACCUAUUUAUGGGCAGCAUUUUACACAUGGCUUUCGUUUGGCUAGCCUAAGAAAUCACUGAAAGCGGAAUGUGGGCAUGAAACAAACGAUCUUGCUGUUUCAUUCCCAGCGUUCCCACUUAAACGUACGUUCUUAAGCUUGUCAAACAAAACGAACCUAUUUUGUAAUGAGUUUUUGACAUAACCCAGCUGCUAAAUACAAUUACAACAGGCUGGAAUGUGGGCAUGAAACAAACGAUCUUGCUGUUUCAUACCCAACGUUUCAGUGCUGUGCGUACUGUGUGAAUUGCAGUGCUUAAAGUUUGCCAAACAAAACAAUUUAUAAACGAUUUUGAGAUAAGUUUUUGACAAGCUGCUAAAAAACAUAAGAUAUUUAUCGGGUGGACCUAAACCACAUAGUUCCGAUCUAGUAGCACAUUAUACAUUAAUAUUUUAUGUACUUAGUGAAGAGAAGAACACGUAUUUUGUGUAGCGCUUUCUUUUUAGCAAAUGCGAAGGCAAACGCAAACCGAUAGACAAUUUUACGUAUGGUUUUCUAUUAAGAAUAUACUUAUAUAUUAAAAUACAUACUUAUAUGAAUACGAAUAUGAUUUUGUAUACAAUAUAUGCAUAUAUAUACAAAUAUAUGUUUAGUCAAACGAAACUAUUUAAACGAAAGGCAGACGCUGUAGUUACUGAACGAUAAUAUUUAUUUAGUUUUAAUGCUAUGUUUGUCAUUAACUAGUCAGAUAUUAUUAUAUACGCAAAACACAACAAUAACAAAGAUACACUCGAAGUAUACACACGAUAACGAUUAAUGUAGUGCGAUUAAAACCAUGAUAUCUACAUGUAUGGCAAAUAGUUGAAACCCACUUAGUAGAAACCAAAUCGAAUAUUUUAAAAAAGCAGUCGAAAAUCCAUUGCGAAGUCAGCAUUAAACUUUAUAUCGUAUAUAUAAAACUUCAAAUGGACUAGACAAGCUGAUUUUCGGAAGGCAAAGAAUGCUAAUUAUACAUAAAUUAACAGUUAUAUAUAGUAUACUAUUUUGAAAAUGAGGCGCUGUUCAGCUGUUUGAAACAAGAGCAAACACAUAAGUAGUACUUGUGUAUAUACUAUAUAUAUACAUACGUAUACAAUAUCUUUAAAUUGGUUUACGUUUAAUCAAAUGCUAAGUUAUGCCUAUGAUUUCAAUUAAACAUAAUUAGUGUUAUAAUUUUAGCAGAAAGUUAAAAGACAACAACAGAAAACACGACACUACACUACACAAAAUACACUCGUCAAAAAUGAGGUUACCAAAAGAAGAAGAACAUUUAUGAAAAUACAAUUCGAACAGUAAAUGUAGCGACAACAAGCACAUUUGACUUUAAGAUAAAAAAGACACAACAAACAAACAAAAGUAGAAAAUUGAAAAACGAGCGUAAAUUUAAUUAAAAAUAA
Messenger RNA from Drosophila novamexicana, 2647 nucleotides. Its product is annotated as serine/threonine-protein kinase atg1-like. The record is from RefSeq and is a predicted model, not a curated record. NCBI's taxonomy places the organism in Eukaryota, Metazoa, Arthropoda, Insecta, Diptera, Drosophilidae. The annotation marks the transcript as partial. The transcript has a single exon.